Messenger RNA from Paracoccidioides brasiliensis Pb18, 2598 nucleotides. RefSeq lists its product as uncharacterized. Gene Ontology annotation, cellular component: plasma membrane. Gene Ontology annotation, biological process: cellular response to pH. The transcript is spliced from 2 exons. The coding region runs from base 1 to 2598 and encodes 865 amino acids. The record is from RefSeq and is a predicted model, not a curated record.
AUGAGUUUUGUAGGAUGGCUAUUGUCUCGCAAUGCGUCGGACCCUUCUCACCCAAGUUGCCCGAUCACUGCAUUGGCGAAAGGGGGCACCAUAAUCAUAAAUAAUACCUUUACUCUUACGCUAACUGAAAAUGCUGUUUUCAAGCCAUCUUGCACGGAAGUUCCUGUAGUCAACAUCGAGAAUCCAACUUCAAUUGCUGACAUAGACCAGCCUUUCUACGCUUCUACCUCACCCCAGAUGUAUGCGAUCGCCACUGCCACCGUGGUCAGUUACCUUCUCGUAAUCAUCCUCUUCAUAACACCGCGCACAUUCUUUAUCGGAGGUCGUGGUGGUGGCGGUGCCAGCUUCCUCGGGAGGCGUGGGAGGUUCACUGGCUCGUAUGGCGGUUCAUCCGUAAUUGGCGUUGGUGGCCGUCCGUGGCUGCAGAAAGUUGCUGCCGUUACAACUGCAGUAUCUCUAAGUAUUGCGACGGCGGACUCUUUCCGCGUUGCUAAAAGUCAAUAUGACCGCGGCUACAUAGACUCCAGCGCUCUGGCUGCUGAAGUCAUCGGUGGUGUGGAGAUUCGGAUAGUCCGCAUUAUUUCGAGCACCUUUCUUUGGCUGGCACAGGUCCAGACUUUAAUUCGUUUGUUCCCACGCCACAAGGAGAAGGUCAUCAUUAAAUGGACUGGAUUUGCAUUAAUUGUGCUUGAUGUAAUAUUCAGCCUUCUCAACAGCUUCAUAAACCGAACGCUUAUGGCAAGACAGCCGAGGAAUAUCGUGGAAGCGAUACCGGCGCUCAACUACUUAUUCGAUUUGUCCCUGAGUUUGCUAUAUGCCGCUUGGGUUAUUUUUUACGGUCUUUCUAAACACCGUUUUGCCUUCUUCCACCCCAAAAUGCGCAAUAUCUGCCUGGUGGCUCUGUUGUCUUUAAUUGCAGUUCUUAUACCCAUUGUGUUCUUUGUGUUGGAUCUUUCGAAGCCUAAUAUAGCCGGAUGGGGUGAGUAUAUUCGCUGGGUUGGGGCAGCAGCGGCGAGUGUUGUCGUUUGGGAAUGGGUCGAACGGAUUGAGGCUCUGGAAAGAGAUGAGAACAAAGACGGAAUUCUUGGGAGAGAAAUCUUUGAUGGGGAUGAAAUGCUGGAGGUCACCCCAUCGGAGGAGGUCGAUUGGCCCGGUCAACGAAGUAAUAAACCUAACGGCGGAGGAGGUACAGGAUCCGGGCCAAUCUGGGGUCUAGCUCACAGACCACUGAAGACACGAAUCACGCUCCAGAGCCGCCUACCGCGGACGAUCAGAAAAUCCGGACAGAGGAAAACAACCCCAAGUUCUCUACUCACUGUUGCUGGUGUAGAUGCACAUCUUACCCCUACCCAGCUUACUACGACUCCAGUCAGUCGAGCGGAUACUACUAGUGCUGCUAGCACUGUGUAUAGGGUCCGCUAUCAUUCCAUGAGGAGUUUCAUUUCCCCAAACGUAAAUUGUGCGCCAGAUGAGCAACACCGGAAGGAGUUUGCGACCCCCAUUAACCGAGCAAGUAGCGGCAUUGGUCAAUAUGAUAUAUUGCCCCCGAAACCUGUUAAGCAAUGGUUCAGGUGGAUAGCGGUCCCGAACCCAUUUAAACGACAGCGCGCCUCUCCGCCCAUAGAAGUUGCAACAGCCCAGGCAACAGUAACGCAAACUUCGCAGCCAGAUUCUUCCUCAACAGACUUAGCAGAUGACACUGCUGAGAAGGAUAAACCCCGAAACAUUAAAUCCAAACUCGACAUGAUUCUUACAUAUCUCCCCUGGGAAAAAGGCAGAUGUGCUCAUGAACAUCAGGAUUCUGAAGCAUCUCUGCCAGUCACGGUAAUUCCGGCACCAGCAAGGGUUUCACGAUUGCAAUCACCACACAGGCACAGAGAGGUACCUGCCGUAUCAACAGAGGAGAAUUACAUUAUGCGGCAAGACGAUUCCAAUCUCCCAGUGAUGCUAAUUCCUGUGCAGCCUCGGUCAUCAAGGGCCUGGUCGCGGACUACUGUGGAGCCACCAUCCCCGGAUGAGGAUUUGAACAGCACAGCAGGUGGUACCUCUCCUCAUUCCAGAACUCCGAUUGAAACACCCCAACUUGGAGAUUCAAACGAGCGUGGUAGAUCCGAUUUAUUUGUAUUGGGCCGCACAAUAUCGUCUAGAACAACAAAUCGUGCUUCUUCAACUUCGAUAUCGUCCGUUCAUGCUUACAACAGGGGUGCGCGACGAAUCUUUUCGGGGACGGAAGUGCCUGUAUUGAGGGAGGAAGAGGAUGCGAUCAUUCAGGUUGUCAUGGAAGAUGCUUCUUCCUCUGAGGAUUCUGCUUCUUCUCCUCCUUCUUCUGAACCUAUCCAUUCCACCACGGAACAACCACUCAAUGAUGAAGGGCAUAUCAAUGCCCCGCCUGGCCCAUCGCCAUCAAUGUCGUCACCCACUCCCACGACUCAAUCUCGACAUGUUUCCUUUUCGAGCACAGAUCACGGUCGAGAUAGAGAUCGAACUCACUCAGCUACUCAACCAGUAUCGUCAACAAAUCUUGACCGUGGUGACAUCGGCGUUGGUGGUAGUUCCCAACUCAGAGAUAUUGAUCUUGAAGUGCAGCACCGUCAUUGA